Molecule: messenger RNA, 475 nt
Organism: Pristis pectinata (smalltooth sawfish)
Lineage: Eukaryota; Metazoa; Chordata; Chondrichthyes; Rhinopristiformes; Pristidae
Product: tubulin alpha chain-like
Exons: 1
Coding region: 2-475 (157 amino acids)
Biological process (GO): mitotic cell cycle; microtubule cytoskeleton organization
Cellular component (GO): cytoplasm; microtubule
Molecular function (GO): GTP binding; structural constituent of cytoskeleton
Source: RefSeq, a predicted model, not a curated record
AAUGCGUGAGUGUAUCAGUAUCCACGUUGGCCAGGCUGGUGUCCAGAUCGGCAACGCCUGCUGGGAGCUGCACUGCUUGGAACAUGGCAUCCAGCCUGAUGGUCAGAUGCCCAGUGACAAGACCACUGGGGGCAGAGACGAUUCCUUCAACACAUUCUUCAGUGAGACAGGAGCAGGAAGGCAUGUUCCCCGAGUUGUGCUUGUGGACCUGGAACCAACUGUGAUAGAUGAGGUUCGUACCAGAACCUACCGCCAGCUCUUCCAUGCUGAGCAACUCACUACUGGGAAAGAAGAUACAGCCAAUAACUAUGCCCGUGGUCAUUACACAAUUGGCAAGGAGAUCAUUGAUCUGGUUCUGGACAGAAUCCGCAAACUGGCUGACCAAUGCACAGGUCUGCAGGGUUUCCUGGUCUUCCACAGCUUCGGUGGUGGCACUGGCUCUGGUUUUUACACACGAUGCUUCAGGUUCACCUGA